Molecule: messenger RNA, 1320 nt
Organism: Haemorhous mexicanus (house finch)
Lineage: Eukaryota; Metazoa; Chordata; Aves; Passeriformes; Fringillidae
Gene: POU3F3
Product: POU class 3 homeobox 3
Exons: 1
Coding region: 1-1320 (439 amino acids)
Biological process (GO): regulation of transcription by RNA polymerase II; brain development
Cellular component (GO): nucleus
Molecular function (GO): RNA polymerase II cis-regulatory region sequence-specific DNA binding; DNA-binding transcription factor activity, RNA polymerase II-specific
Source: RefSeq, a predicted model, not a curated record
AUGGCCGCGGCCACCUCUAACCCCUACCUCCCCGGCAACGGCAUCCUGGCGGCCGGCUCCAUCGUCCACGCGGACUCGGGCGGCGGCGGCGGCGGCGGCGGCGGCGGCAUGCAGCCGGGGAGCGUGGCCGUCACCUCGGUGGCGGGCGGCUACCGCGGCGACCCGGCGGCCAAGAUGGUCCAGAGCGACUUCAUGCCGGGCGCCAUGGCCGCCAGCAACGGCGGCCAUAUGCUGAGCCAUGCCCACCAGUGGGUGACAGCCCUGCCCCACGCCGCCGCCGCCGCCGCCGCCGCCGCCGCCGCUGCCGCCGAAGCGGGCUCGCCCUGGUCCGGCAGCCCCGUGGGCAUGACGGGCAGCCCCCAGCAGCCGCCGCCGCCGCCCGACGUCAAGGGCAGCGGCGGACGCGACGACCUGCACUCGGGCGCGGCGCUGCACCACCGGCCGCCCCACCUGGGCCCCCCGCACCAGGGGCACCCGGCGGCCUGGGGGGCGGCGGCGGCCGCCCACCUACCCUCCAUGGCCGGCGGGCAGCAGCAGCAGCAGUCGCUCCUCUACUCGCAGCCCGGGGGUUUCACGGUGAACGGCAUGUUGAGCCCCCCCCCCGGCGGUCAGAGCCUGGUGCACCCGGGGCUCGUGCGCGGCGAGACGCCGGAGCUGGGCGAGCAUCCCGGGCAUCAUCACCACCACCACCACCAGCACCCCGGGCACCACCCGCCGCACCACGGCGGCGUCAACAGCCACGACCCGCACUCGGACGAGGACACGCCGACCUCCGACGACCUGGAGCAGUUCGCCAAGCAGUUCAAGCAGCGGCGGAUUAAGCUGGGCUUCACCCAGGCCGACGUGGGGCUGGCGCUGGGCACCCUGUACGGCAACGUCUUCUCGCAGACCACCAUCUGCCGCUUCGAGGCCCUGCAGCUCAGCUUCAAGAACAUGUGCAAGCUGAAGCCUUUGUUGAACAAGUGGCUGGAGGAAGCCGACUCUUCCACGGGCAGUCCCACCAGCAUCGACAAGAUCGCCGCCCAGGGCAGGAAGAGGAAGAAGCGGACCUCCAUCGAGGUGAGUGUCAAGGGGGCCUUGGAGAGCCACUUUCUGAAAUGCCCCAAGCCCUCCGCCCAGGAGAUUACGAACCUAGCGGACAGCCUGCAGCUGGAGAAGGAGGUGGUCAGGGUUUGGUUUUGCAAUCGGAGGCAGAAAGAGAAACGGAUGACCCCCCCGGGGAUCCAGCAGCAGACCCCCGACGAUGUCUACUCCCAGGUCGGCACCGUCAACUCCGACACGCCGCCCCCUCACCACGGACUGCAGACCAGCGUGCAGUGA